UGCCCAGUCAUCCUUGCAGUUAACGUAUAGUUGAGGGUGGCAACGCAGUUUUCAAAUCACGUAUACACAGACUGUAAGUGUUGAGCUCAUAAAUGUACGCUGUGUGUUCUGCAAAAAGAAAUGGCACUGCUGUCUAGAGUAUGCAAGUGGCUGGUGCCGAUCCUAGUGGUACUGUAUGCUGUGUUUUACUGGCAGGUGAUUACCAAUCGGAAGUACUUCACCAACGACGUUAAGCUCAAUGGAAAGACGACCAUUGUAACAGGAGGAAACUCUGGCAUUGGCUGGUGGACAGCUCUUGACUUUGCCCAGCGAGGCGCCCGGGUCAUCCUCGCCUGUCGCAAUCUCCAGAAGGCCGAAGACGCCGCCAAAGAGAUCAAGACGCGUACGGGCAACUCGGAGGUUGUGGUGCGCAAGCUGGAGCUAUCGAGCCUGAAGUCGGUCAGGGACUUUGCUCAACAAAUUAAUGAAGAAGAGAAAAGACUUGACAUUCUAGUUAACAAUGCAGGUCUUUCCCGUUUGAAGCAGCGAUCCUCGGCAACGGAGGACAACUUUGAUCUGGUCUUCGGCGUCAACCACUUCGGCCACUUCCUGCUGACCAAUCUCCUCCUGGACCUGCUGAAGAAGAGCGCCCCCAGCCGGGUGGUCACCGUCUCCUCUGCCACCCAUUAUUUCGCCCCUGAGCCCAUGAAUCUGACUCGCGAGGACCCAGCCGUGGCCAGUUUGCUGUAUCCUCACUUGGAGGGCUACAACAUCAGCAAGGUGGCCAACAUUCAGUUUGGCCGGGAGCUGGCCAGGAGGGAAGCAUCCAGCGGUGUAGUCUCCGUCUCCCUGCAUCCAGGGACCAUCUAUACUCCAAUAUGGAAAAGCCUCAUGACCGCUGAAACAGACUCAGUGUGGAUGAAAACCCUUUACUACACACUGUCUCCGUUAAUGUGGCUGUUCUUCCUUGAUGAAGAAGCAGGUACCCAGACGACCCUUCACUGCGCCCUGGAUGACUCGAUACCUCAGCUCUCUGGAAGUUACUUUGACAACAGCCAGGUGAUGGCGCCCUCAGCGCUCGCUGAGGAUGACGAGCUGGCCCGGAGAUUGUGGCAAGUCAGCUGCGAAGCCACCGGCUUGGAAUGCACCUCAACAAAUUAAUGUUAUUUCUGCUUUGUAGAAGACACAUUCUAGGAAAAACUAUCGGACCGGGCAAUGAAGAGUGCGCGCGCACUGACCAAUAAUGUCGUGACAUUUGGUCGGGUGGGGAUUGUGGAAUAUACUGAUGGAAGUAAUCAUUCUUCCUAUUUGACAUACGUACGUAUCUUAAUUCAUCAAAAAAAAUCAAUUCACAUUGAUUUCAUACAAAUGUUAGUCUAAAAUUUAAUAUGAGUUACAAGAAGCUUGCCCGAAAAUAAUAAAUAAAUGCAUGCGAAAUUAUUUCAAUUCGACGACAUAUAGCCAUAUGAAUUCAACCAUUGAGCACCGUUGACUUUAGGAUUGGUGCCAUUAAGCACAAAUUUGUUUCAAUACACCACCAUACGAGUACCAUUUGAUGUUGCAACCAUUGAGCAUCAUUGAUUUUACCAUUUAACAUCAAUAGUUUCCAUACAAAACCAUACAAGUACUACUUGGUAUUGUUUUUUUUUAUACCAUUGAUCACCAUUGUUUUACCAUUGAUAUCAAGCACCAAUGGUUUCCACACAAAACCAUACGAGUACCAUUUGAUAUUGAUUGUAACCAUUGAGCACCAUUGAUUUUUACCAUUAGUACCACUUAGCACAUUGUUGCCAUACACAAACCAAAUGAGUACCAUAUAAUACUGAUAUAUUAUAAACCACUGAUGAGCACCAUUGAUUCACCAUUGGUACCAUUCAGCACCUAUUGGUUUCUAUACAAUACCAUACGAGUACCAUUUGAUAUUGUUUUAACCAUUGAGCAUCAUGGAUUUUACCAUUGGUGACCAUUGGUUACGUUUGGUUACCAUAUAGCACCAAGGCAAUAGGUUACCAUUGAAACCAUACAGGUACCAUUUGUUAGCCAUUAGUACCAUAGGUUACCAUUGGUUACCAUUUACCAUUGUAAUUUUUUGUAAGGUAAAACUUGACCGAGAGUGCAUAUUUUAAAGGAUGCACUCUCGGUCAAGUUUUACCCCCAAAAAAUGUUUUCUUGUAAUACAAAUGUAUUCACUUUUGAAUUAAUCAUCGAGCAAAAGUGGUAUGGAAUAACUACUUUAAACUUCAAAAAAAUGGAUAUAAGAUAACCUAAUCAGCCCUAGGGCAAAAGUUGAGACAUGAUAGAAUACAACCGUAUGUAUACUAGUGGUAUGCAAAAAUUGGGGUUUUGUUUUCGGACAAAUUCCUCAGUACGCACAUGUGGUUGCGAAAGCCGAUUUAUAAAGGCUACGUAAUACUUUAUUUCGAAUGAAACAACGUGCACACAAAUUGAUGUUCGUGGGCGAAGUUUGAAAAUCAAUUUCUCCCGUUUUGAAGACCGCAUCUUCAUGCAACUUUCAGGGAUUGUUUCCCUUGUUAUGAUGCAACUGUGUGAUAAAAAUCGUUUUGAUGUAUUCAGUGUUUCAGCUGUAA
This is a messenger RNA of Patiria miniata (bat star), 2567 nucleotides long. RefSeq names its product retinol dehydrogenase 11-like. The coding region runs from base 121 to 1140 and encodes 339 amino acids. The record is from RefSeq and is a predicted model, not a curated record. The transcript is spliced from 4 exons. Lineage: Eukaryota; Metazoa; Echinodermata; Asteroidea; Valvatida; Asterinidae.